GGAAAAAGGAGAAAAGGAAAUAUCAGAAGAAUUAUCGAAAAAGUUAACUAACUAUUCUAAUCCAAGGAGAUAAUAGUUAUAAGUAUUUCACACACACAUCACUACCACAACCCCUGUUCCAAAUGACGCAGCCAGAUCGCGUCCGCGCGCAAAAAAAGUUAUCAACGAAUGAGGGGGGAAAAGAUUUAGAUGCGAGUAGGGAAUCACAACCACAAUCAAAAUCACAAUCACAAUCACAAUCACAACCACGAUUACAAUUACCAACACCGCCAUCCUCCUACACACCCACACCAUCACGCUCCCCAUCUCCAUCUCCAUCUCCAUCUCCACCUCCACCUCCAUCCACGCAAACGCAAACGCAAACGCAAACCCCCACCCCAACCCGCAAACAAAAACGUCGGGCCCUGCUCGCCAAAUCUCUCGCCCUCUCACUCCACACCUCCAGCUUUCCCGAUUCCAAUCCCGAAAGCGAUGUCCCUAGCAGCACGACCAUCCAACUCUCACCUUACCAUCUAACACCCAACAUGGCCACCCCCACGCGCCUCCUCAUCUGCUCCAUCGGCAACCCCGCCCCCUACACCAACACGCUGCACUCAGCCGGACACACAAUCCUCACACUCCUCGCGCCCGCGCUCUCGCACCCGCCCUUCCAAAAAUCGCGCUCGCACGGAAACGGUCUGCUAUCCCCUGGCUUCACGUACACGCUGUGGAAAUCCAGCUCUCUGAUGAAUGUUUCCGGGGUGGGGGUUACAUCCGCCUGGACGAGUUUCCAGCGGGAAGCGUCUUCUGCGGAUUGCAAACUGGUUGUGAUACAUGACGAACUGGAAUUGCCAGCGGGAAGAAUAAAUGUGAAGCCGGGGAGCAAUAGUCCCAAGGGUCACAAUGGGCUGAAGAGUAUUCGGGAUACGUUACGGGGCCAACCUUAUACGCGGAUUGGGGUGGGCAUUGGGAGGCCGGAGAGUAGGGAUGCGGGAGUCGUGGCGAAUUAUGUGUUGAGGAAGAUGAGUGCUGAGGAGAAGAGGAAAAUUGAGGGGUGUGUGGGAAAGGUUCUCGAGGAGCUGGCGAGGUUGAGUGGAGAGUAGACAGGUCAGAGGUUAAUUGAAUGGUGGUAUAUGAAUGAUUGAGAAGGUAUGGUACA
Molecule: messenger RNA, 1138 nt
Organism: Botrytis cinerea B05.10
Lineage: Eukaryota; Fungi; Ascomycota; Leotiomycetes; Helotiales; Sclerotiniaceae
Gene: Bcpth1
Product: Bcpth1
Exons: 1
Coding region: 123-1082 (319 amino acids)
Molecular function (GO): peptidyl-tRNA hydrolase activity
Source: RefSeq, a predicted model, not a curated record